Molecule: messenger RNA, 1719 nt
Organism: Hymenoscyphus albidus
Lineage: Eukaryota; Fungi; Ascomycota; Leotiomycetes; Helotiales; Helotiaceae
Source: the annotation of a GenBank genome assembly
AUGACUUCUCGAGUGUCGCCUUUUCUCUAUCCCGAGUCUCUAUCAAAGACCGAAAGCUUAGCAAUUGUGCAUCUCAAGCGCGACCUUCAGACGCCCACCAUCCUCAAGGACCGCGACGACGACAACGAGGGGUACUCGGAGGGGAAGGUGAUAAAUACUCGAUUUGGCUCAUUUCCGCACACAACCUUAAUUGGCUUGCCAUGGGGCUCACAGGUCCGCGCGUCUAAGGUCGAUACAGGAUCUCGAGGUCGCGAGAAGAAACGAAAGCGAGAUGAGGUGACGGAAACUGCAGGCCCUGUGGAAAAGAUUGCGAAAGUUGAACCCGAGCAAGCUAUCGAGACGCCGGUGGAGGCUAAGAAUGAGGUUCAAGAAAAUGGCGAUGUGCCCCUGGCAAAGAAAGAAGCAACUCCUUCGACAGCACCGACUGGAUUUAUUCAUCUGUUACCACCGACACCCGAAAAUUGGACGAGUUCGUUACCCCAUCGAACUCAAGUUGUAUACACCCCCGAUUACAGUUACGUGCUACACCGAAUACAAGCCAGACCAGGUGUAAAUCUUAUCGAAGCCGGUGCGGGAAGUGGCUCUUUCACUCACGCAUCAGCCAGAGCAGUCUUUAGUGGAUACCCUGGCAACGCAACCAACAAGAGGCGAAAGCUUGGUAAGGUAUGGAGUUUUGAGUUUCAUGAGCAGAGGCAUGAGAAAUUGGUGAAAGAAUUGCAGGAUCAUGGAAUGGAAGGAGUGGUACAAAUCACACAUCGCGACGUAUGUGAAAAUGGCUUUCUGGUAAAUGGAGAAAGUCCCAAGGCGAAUUCAAUUUUCCUGGACUUACCGGCACCUUGGCUAGCGCUCCCACACCUGGCUCGAUCACCACCACCUAAAACACUCGAAGACGUAUCCGUAGAAGCACCAAAUGGCGACGUUGAGAUGCAAGAGGAAUUUGCACCCUAUAUUUCAGCACUAGAUCCUUGCUCUCCUGUCCACAUAUGUACAUUCUCGCCAUGUAUCGAACAGGUCCAGAAAACCAUUUCUGUCAUGCGGAGACUGGGGUGGAUCGAUAUUGAAAUGGUGGAGGUUGCUCACAUGCGAUUUGAGAUUCGACGAGACCGUAUUGGAAUUGAUAAUGGAAACCAACAUGGUCUAUUAGCCACACCUGCCAAUGUCAACGAAGCAGUCGCUCGUCUAGUCGACGUUGAAGGGACAUUUAAAGCAUUUCACGCUACAGGAGAAAAGUCCGAGAUUAAAAAGAGGGACAAGCCGAAUCCCAAUAACAAACAAAAGAUUCUGGAAGGCUUGAUUGAGAGGAAGAUUUAUAAAGAAGGGAAUCUGGUCCAUCGGGUAGAACAGGAGUUGAAAGCGCAUACCAGUUAUCUGGUCUUUGCAAUUCUCCCACGGGAGUGGUCGGCGGAAGAUGAAGCCAACGCCAAGUUAAAGUGGCAUGUUGAGAAAAAGGAUGGGGAGGCUGAUAAGGGACACGCAAUUAUUGGAAUGAGUAAGAGGCAACAGAGGAGAGCGGAGAAACAAGCUCAUAAGGAAAGAGAGGCCGCAGCAGCUGCAGCGCUGAAGGCGAACGAGACGACAGAGAUAGAAGGUGCUGCGUCAGAAGCUCAGGAGGAAAAACAGCCUGGAGAGGAUAUGGCGUUGAAAUCCGAAGAAAUUAAUAGUGCAGUCGAGAUAGAAGAGAUGAAGUCGGUAGCUGCGGUAGAACAGACUCGCAGGUAG